This is a messenger RNA of Guillardia theta CCMP2712, 1107 nucleotides long. RefSeq lists its product as hypothetical. Lineage: Eukaryota; Cryptophyceae; Pyrenomonadales; Geminigeraceae. The transcript is spliced from 9 exons. Gene Ontology annotation, molecular function: protein binding; sphingomyelin synthase activity; ceramide cholinephosphotransferase activity. Gene Ontology annotation, biological process: ceramide biosynthetic process. The coding region runs from base 1 to 1107 and encodes 368 amino acids. Gene Ontology annotation, cellular component: endoplasmic reticulum membrane; Golgi membrane. The record is from RefSeq and is a predicted model, not a curated record.
AUGCAGGGAGAGGGAAGCAAGCUGCGAGAGCGAGUCUUCUCCAAGUUUGCGGAUUGCAAUCCUUCAGCGAUGUGGAAGAACACAGCAUGCAGGAUCGAGUCGCUCAGCUCAGCAUUGUCCAAGCCCUACACCUCUUCGCCCAAGACUUUGUCACACGAGACCAUGAGAGUUUCUCCGCAAGAGUGGGGAGUGGACGAGGUGUGCGCUUGGUUACAAGAGGAAGGGCUGCAUGAGUUCGUGGCCAUCGCUAGGGAUCAUAUCAUCACAGGGGCCGUACUCCUCUCCAUACAGGAGGAAGACCUUCGUGUGGACCCUCUAGCUUCUGCCCUCAAGGUUCUAGCACUGCGCUCCUGCCGCGCUUCCGCUGAGGAGCUUGUUUGUGAGCAGGAGGCAAGAGUAGACAAGUUCGGGAGGGUGCGGCAGUUCGUCCUAAGCAUACGAGAGCUUGUGGAUCAGCAUCGUCAGACUCUGAACCUCCUCCAUGAUCAGCCGCAGGAUAGGAGGAGCAAGUCUGCUACCAGCGCCUUCGUCGCUUCGUUGUACAAGCAUCCUCCCCUUCCUGAUGUUGUGCUGGACAAUAUUCCUGUGAUUCCAGGAGCCUUUGAGGCUUCUGAAGUUUGCAUCAUCCUUUUGGCGUCGAUCUUCGCCCUUACGUGCAUCUUUCAUAUCGCGUCCACUUUUGGAUCCACGUUGCAAGGGACCCGCACAUGCGGCGACUACAUGUUCAGCGGGCAUACCGCAAUGCUCACGAUCCUCAAUCGCUUUGUCUGCGCCUACUCCCCUCGUACCUGGACUCCCCUCCACACCUUCUCUGCAGUUCUCAACGGGUUCGGCAUGUUUUGCAUCCUUGCCGCCCACGAGCAUUACACCCUCGACGUGUUCAUGGGCUUCUACAUCGCCACCAGGACCUUUCAGUCGUACCACACAGUAGCGCAUGCGGUAGGAGACAUGGGAGGAGAUGACGGAAAGAUGGCGAGCGAGCGAGCGAGAUGUUUCGGACAACGAGGGUCUCGCGAGCACAAGGAGAUGGUUUCCCAUGGUCUCCUUCCUGGAAGAAAACUGCUCCGGUCUCUAUCCUCCCCGAAGCCUCCCCCGGCUCCCCCUUGA